CAGAAGGGUUUGGUAAGGCCAGUAAAGAUGGCCAGUUCGAGACCACUACUCUCUAAGUCUGAUUCAGCUCAAAAACUUCCAUCUCUAGACGACUUGAUCGAACAAUACAUAGGAAACUUCGGAUGGGCUCAGUUCUUCCAAUCCUUCCUUCUCUCCAUGGCCUGGUUCUUCGAUGCCCAACAAACAUUCAUCACCAUCUUCUCCGAUAAACAACCUACAUGGCACUGCACCGAUCAACUCACUUGCAACUCCGAAUCUGACUUAUGCAACCUCUCAAACACUUCAUGGUCAUGGGACGACCCUAUUUACACCUCCACCGUAUCAGAAUGGAACCUUCAGUGUUCAAACUCAAUCAUCGCCGGCCUUCCCUCGUCGGCCUACUUCUUGGGUUGUGUGUUCGGAGGCCUCUUCUUGACAACAAUGGCGGACACGUCUCUGGGUCGAAAGAAAUUAUUGCUACUAUCAUGUUUAGCCAUGUCUAUAGCUUCGCUUUUGACUGUGUUGUCCACUAACAUUUGGGUCUACACAGUAUUGAGAUUCAUCACCGGUUGUGGCCGGUCGUCGGUCGGAGGUUGUGCUCUGGUUUUAGUAUCGGAGAUCAUCGGGAAACGGCACAGAGGCCAAGCGGGUACAAUUGGUUUUCUUUGGUUCACACUCGGUUUUCUUUCUUUACCUGGUAUAGCUUAUCUGAACCGAGGUCAUUCAUGGCGGACUAUAUAUCUAUUCACUUCCAUUCCUGGAAUUCUAUUCUGUGUACCAGUUUAUCUAUACGUUUGCGAAUCACCCAGAUGGCUUCUUAUGCAAGGACGCGAAGAAGAAGCUGUUGAGACAUUGAAAAAAAUGGCAACACCCAGCUGUGGAGUGAGAGAAUUGUCCUUUGCGAAAGGGAAGAGGGAAAUUGAGAGGAUUGAUUUCUUCUCUGCAAUCAAGAUGUUGUUGCAGAAGAGAUGGGCUGCUCAACGAUUACUCGCCGCCAUGGUAGUUGGUUUUGGAGUUGGCAUAGUUUACUUUGGCUUGCCACUGGGUAUUCAAAACUUAUCAGUUGAUCUCUAUCUGGGUGUAACCCUCAAUGCUUUAAUGGAGAUUCCGGCAGUCUUGGUCUCCCUUUUCUUCAUCGGAAAAUGGCAGAGAAAGACUUCAUUGCUUGUGUUCAACACCCUAAGUGGUGUCUGCAGUGUACUGUGUGCCCUGGUAAGUGAUCGGUGGGAGGUUCUCCGAUUAACUCUCGAGCUCUUAUCGUUUAUAGCUGCUUAUAUAGCCUUUGCGGUGUUGCUGAUAUUCACUUUGGAGUUGUUUCCGACGUGCGUUCGAAACUCCGCCUUGUCAAUUAUGAGGCAGGCGGUGACCAUCAGCGGCGUGAUAAGUCCUGCGCUAAUAGCUGCCGGAAAAAAUGUUGCUUUUAUGUCGUAUGGAGUGUUUGGAUUGAUGAUUGGUUUUUGUGGGCUUUUUGUGGUUUGUUUGCCGGAGACGAAGGAUGAUACUUUCUGUGAUACAAUGGAAGAGCAAGAGCAGAAGGAGAGUGGAGCGUCACUUAAUGGUGUGUAGCUGACUGUUUGCAAUCAUUGCAUGGAUGAUACUCUCAUCAACCUAGUAAUUGUUUUUUUUCUUUUUACAGAGUUUAUUAUUAUUAUUAUUAUUAUUAUUAUUAAUAACUUUGUAACUUCAAUGUACUUUCUUUUUUU
This is a messenger RNA of Ilex paraguariensis (yerba mate), 1682 nucleotides long. The record is from the annotation of a GenBank genome assembly. NCBI's taxonomy places the organism in Eukaryota, Viridiplantae, Streptophyta, Magnoliopsida, Aquifoliales, Aquifoliaceae.